Caenorhabditis sp. 36 PRJEB53466 is the source of this 3026-nucleotide messenger RNA. The record is from the annotation of a GenBank genome assembly. Lineage: Eukaryota; Metazoa; Nematoda; Chromadorea; Rhabditida; Rhabditidae.
AUGCAAAAUGGCGACAUUGGCGACUCGCAAAUAACUGCGAGCAGCAGUUUUGACAAGCAGAGUGUGGGACCGCAGAAUGCCAGGUUACACUCCGAACUGGCUUCUGGAGCGUGGUGUCCGAAACCACAGAUAAACUCGAAGAGCUAUGAGUUUCUACAGGUACUCUCAACUUUAGAAAUACCUAUACUGAAUAGUAAAAUAUUUGAUCCAGGUCACUUUCAAUGACACAUUCCUGAUUACCUCUGUAGAAACGCAAGGAAGAUAUGGAAAUGGUACUGGAAGGGAGUUUGUCAGUCACUACAUGAUAGACUACCUAAGAGCUGGAAGUCAGUGGAUACGGUACAAAAACCGGACCGGACAUGUGGUACGUUUAAAAUUUCAAAUUGAAUUCCAGUGACGUAAAUGAACGACGUCAUUACAGUUGAUGAAUGGUAAUUUUGAUACGACGACGCCGGUCAUCAGGGUGCUGGAUCCUCCGAUCGUCGCCUCUCGCAUUCGAAUCGUGCCGGCAUCGAAAAGCACUCGAACAGUGUGCAUGAGGGCGGAAGUGCAUGGCUGCAAACACGAUGGUGAGCAGAACAAGCCGCAUCCGACUAAUCCUAGCUUUCCAGGUGUCAUCUAUUACUCAACGGUGCCAGAUGGUUCUCGUCUCGAUACUCUCGACUUCAAAGACAAUCUUUUCGAAGACAGCCAAAUGUACACCGAAUCGGGAAUCAAGCGGUUAGUAAGUGUGUUUCGAGACAAAGGACAUCACAAACCAGCGUCUAUAAAAAGUAGUAAAGUGUCCCGGUUGAUAACAGUUAACUUGAUUGAUGAGAACGAUCGACAGUUGCAAGUCAAGUGAUUUUUUGCAAUUUUCAGGGGACUCGGUCUUCUAACGGAUGGUUUUGUGGCGCAGACUUCGCCUUUUGAGAAGAACCACGUGAAUGAUAGUUGGAUUGGUUGGAAUAGGGACACUACUGGUGAGGGAACCUUCGGAAAUUUAUGAAGCAAGAAAGAAUGUGGUUGCAGAUGGACACAUCAACAUUCUGUUCGAGUUUGAAGAAGUUCACAACUUUACUGAUGUUGUUUUGGCGACGUUUGGAAACCGGAUUGAUCAGAUUGACGUCAUUUUCAGGUAAAUUCAAAUGGAAACGAUUGUUUAAGUCGAAUCUUUUAUAAUUGCAGUCAGGACGGAAAAACAUUUCCACUAUUCUCACAAAUUUCAUCGAGUGAACGGCAAUCCGUCAACAAUACCAGUCGAAGGUACGUAUUUUUGAAAAGAAAACAACUUCAAGAAAUAGUACAAUUUGUUCAUUUCCAGAUAUGAUUUCCGAGUUCCUCUCCAUAAUCGGGCUGGUCGCAAAGUGCGAAUUUCCAUCAAAUUCUCAUCCGAUUGGAUGUUUCUGACUGAAGUACACUUUACUUCCGGUAUAUAAAAACAUUUCAAUUCGGUUUUCAUAAUACUUCCGUUUCCAGCAGCCAACUUGACACUGAUGUCGGAAAAGAUACCCACAACUCAAUCGGCUGCUACACAACAGCUUCUCGUCGUUUGUGGAAUUGUAUUUCUGACUGUCUUUGCCUGUGUCGCGUAUUGCAUAUCCGUUUGUCUCAAGCGACGCCAGAAGAACAAAAGCGUCGAUUCCGUGGGUCUAUCGGAAACAUUAUUAAUGAAUAAAUUCAUCUGCAGAAUGUCAAGAAGGAUCUUAUCAUCACUCAUAUGGGCAAUAAACCAACGUGUCACGUGUUCCCGUCGAACAACAAACUUUCAAAUGGUCACUAUGAAGUUGCGAAUGAUAUUGUGUAUGCUAGAUCACAGAAGUCUACUCUUCUAAGGUAAUAGAAACAUGGGUAGACGUGACGUAAUAAUAAGAUAUUCCUAGUGUUUCUUCCAAAUCAAGCUCUUCAUGUCGGCAAAUUCCUCCAACUUGGCAUGAUUUCAACUUCCCUCCGCCGCCAGAAGGAAGAGGUGCGGAUAAUAAAUAGAUCUCAAGUAAAACGUAUUUUUUUAUAGAAGAACACACCUACUCGCAACCGGUAUCUCCUGAAAACAGCAGUAACGGAUCCUACAGAAGUGUUCGUAAAAUCCCAGCUCUGUAAGAAUGCAAUAAUUUCAACCAUUCACAUCAUCAUUUUAGAAAGAAAUAUCCAACGAGCGCUCUUCUAAUUGGAAAAGCAAUUGGAGAAGGGAAGUUCACGAUCAUCAAAGAAUGUAUCAUUUUCGGAGGCCUCAAGUGUGCUCACAAAUCGACAAAGGAAAAGGAUUGCGUGCAUGGUACACGAGCAAUGGGCGAUGAGAUAGCAUGUCUGUUGAAAUGCGGAAGGCAUCAAAGAAUCGCCGAAAUGUACGGAGUUGAUGAGUCAUACAAUUUGCUUAUGGAACAUGUCGAAUACGGAUGCAUCAGAAACUUUUGGCUGGCUUCUGCUGCGCCAUUAGAGUAAGCGGGAGGGCCCGGAACCUUAUGAUCCGUUUUUUUCAGCACUGAAUUCUUGGUGCGUAUUUGCAAAGACGUGUACUUGGCAAUGGCGUUUUUGGAGAGCAAACGGAUAGUUCACGGACAUUUCACCCCCAACAAUAUUCUGUUGGACAGUGACUUCCACGCAAAGAUCUGUUCGCCACGUGGACCGUCUCAUCACGCUCAGUUGCGCUAUUCUGCUCCGGAAUCUAUUGUGAAUGUAAGAACGUUAGAAUCAUUUUAUUUCUCACCCCCAUUUCCCAGAACGAAUUCACGCACAAGUCGGAUGCAUGGGCAGUUGCCUCGACUGUGUACGAGAUGGCUUAUCAGUGCCGUCAACGACCAUACGAGGAAUUAACCAACGAGCAGAUCGUUGAUAACGCUUGUGCUCUUCUAGAUCAUCAACCAGAGGCGGUGAGAGAAAUUGAAAUUGGAGACUACAGAAAAUAAAAACCAGGAAGUUUGCAGAUUGUGCCCAUGAUGCCGACAGUCUUCAGCUACGAGAUCUUGCAGCUCUUGACGCGCUGUUUCCGAGUCAGUCAGACAGAUCGACCGACGUUCGAACGACUCUUGAAACCGUUUCAAGACUAA